ACUGACACUUAAGUGUGCAUACCCCUAGAGAACCCAUGGGGUCACAUAUGACCCAGUGAAAUGAAGGCUCACAACGCACCACAAUUACACUUUUUACCCUUAAAGCCCAACGUCUCACAUGUGUCUGCAAUAAAUGCAUAUUUAUUUCGUCCACUGGGUCUUAUGUGACCCAUUAUUCAAACCGGAAGUAAAUUAGUAUUUUUUCCCCCAAAUGUGACGUUUUUGUGUUCCUUCAAUGCUUAUUGAUUAAUUUGGUUAGUACAUGCAAUUUUAAAAGAGGAUUUAGAUGUCUUCGGUUCUCUAGCGUUAAAAAACACACACCAACAACUAAAUUCUUUCAGCUAUUUUUGAGAGAAAUAGGUCACUUGCACAGCUUCAGAGCAAGUGCAUUGUGGGAAAGAAUUUUUUGUGUGUCGGCCAUUUUGGGAGGUUGUAAACAGUUCUUAAAGUUUGUCUACAUAACAGCUUUGCGUUCAUUGUAUCAGAACUUUCUAUGGCGUUUUCCAAGUAUUUCGAGGAUCUGAAACCCUACUACAGGCAGAAAAUCAGUUUAUGUGAGGAUCUGGAUCCGUAUAGUCUAUCGAAGGCUGAUUUUGCGACUGAAAAAUGUUGGCCAAGAGUGGAAUACCCCGACAUUGUGAACUACUUGGUGCUUACAACCAACUGUCUUACUAGCUAACAGAUGAAGGCUUCCAAGUCCUUGGAGGCUUUCAAUUACUUUGUAAGCGGGUGGAUUCAGAGUGUCCUCUGCAAAACGUCUGAAGAAAAGGUUUUAAUUGUUGCCCAACGCGAAAAGUGUUGUGAAAAUGUGUGCAAUAAGGACUGGAGAGUACAAGGAGGAAGUUCGUCGACCAAAAAAGGAGGAGGAGCUACAACGUCAACUACUGGACACAGUGUUCAAUCUGCAGCCUCGGCUUGUCCUACGCAGAGCAGAUGUCAGUGAAAAUCUUCAUCCAGAGCAACAGCAGUCAGUGUCGUGUCACAUCAAAGAGGAAGGGGAAGUGGUUCAACACAUCAAAGAAGAGAAGGAAGAGUUUUUACACUUGAAAGAGGAAGAGCAGGAGGAAUUCAUCCAGGUUCCAGCCACCGGUGUCCAUUUGAAGAGUGAAGAUGAAGGUCAAAGUGAAGCGAGACGAGGGGCGGCACUUCCAAGCAGGAACUGCUCAAGUGAUGGAGAGUGCCACAGGCGAGGAUUACAAACAGACGGUCAUGAUAAUGAUGAGGAACAGUCGGAAGGUGGUUUGACAUGUCAAAGUCCCAACAAAACCUGGAAAUGUUCUCAGUGUAGGAAAGCUUUUGCUACUAUGAGCAAUUUCAAACGACACAUGAAAAUACACACAGGUGAGAAGCCUUUUAGAUGCUCAGUUUGUGGUCAAAGAUUGUCUCAGAAGGGACACUUAAAAUCACACACAAGAACCCACACUGGUGAGAAACCUUUUUCGUGCUCAGUUUGUGGUAAACGAUUCAGUCAGAAAGGACAUUUAAAAAGACACACAAGAACACACACUGGUGAGAAACUUUUUUCCUGCCAAGUUUGUGGUCAAAAUUUCUCUCAGAAGGAAAACUUAAAAAGCCACACAAGAACUCACACUGGGGAGAGACUUUUUUCCUGCUCAGUUUGUGGUCAAAGAUUCACUCAGAAGGGAGCUUUAAAAAUGCACACAAGAACGCACACUGGUGAGAAGCCUUUUUCCUGCACCGUGUGUGGUCAAAGAUUCUCUCGGAAUGGAGACUUAAAAUCUCACACAAGAACACACACUGGUGAGAAACCUUUUUCCUGCUCAAUUUGUGGUCAAAGAUUCUCUCAGAAGGGACCCUUAAAAUUACACACAAGAACCCAUACUGGUGAGAAACCAUUUUCCUGCUUGGCUUGCAAUCAAAGAUUCACUCAGAAGGGACAUUUAAAAAGACACACAAGAACACACACUGGUGAGAAACCAUUUUCCUGCUCAAUUUGUGGUCAAAGAUUCGCUCAGAAGGAAAACUUAAAAAGCCACACAAGAACGCACACUGGUGAGAAGCCUUUUUCCUGCGCAGUUUGUGGUCAAAGAUUCUCUCGGGAGGGACAUUUAAAAAGACACACAAGAACACACAGUGGUGAGAAAUGUUUUUCCUGCUCAAUUUGUGGUCAAAGAUUCGCUCUGAAGGAAAACUUAAAAAGCCACACAAGAACACACACUGGUGAGAAAUGUUUUUCCUGCUUAGUUUGUCGCCAAAGAUUUUCUUAUAAAUACCAGGCUCAGACACACAAGUGUGCUGGUGAGAAUAGCAGUGACCAAGAAGGUUUUAAUGAAUGUUUGAAGAUUUAAAAAAAUAGUUACUAUGUUACUGACUUGGGUAAGAUUACAUUCUUCUGUGUACGAACUUCUGAAAAGUUUUAAUUUUGAAGGUGAGCAGAUUACACUUGACAACUACACAAUGUAAAAUGUGACUAAUUAUUAACACUUUAUUGGAGAGUGCGUACAUUUUGCCAUACCUGCUAUGCCAGUAGUUUUUAAUUUUCAAUUUUAAAAUGAACCUGUUUGUGAAAUACGAACCAUGAAAAUCCAUACUUGCUUUAAGCAAUGUAUGCAUUUUGUCAGUUUUUAUGAUGUUUGUAUCAAAGAAUUGAUUGAUUGAACUCAGACUGUCAGGAAACUUGGACUUUGACCUGAAAUGGUUGUGUAUAUGUGAUCUUGAAUGAAAUACACUCCCUAAAACAAUGAGGUUGACUUUGUGUAUCAAAUCUAUUUCCCCCCAAUUUAAAAGUUAUUGAAAUGUCUUUUAUCAAUUGGAUAAACUCGAACAAGAAAUGCUCACACCUUAAAGCAAAACAUGGUACAAGCAACAAGACUGAUGUUGAAAAACAGCAAAGCUGGUUACUGUGACAAAUGAGGAGUAAAAAGAAAAAGUCCAGGGAUAAAAUGACAUCUCACACAAACAAACAAUGGAAAUGUUCUCAGUCUGGGAAAAUGUUUGCUUGUAAAAGCAAAUACCACAUGAGAAGACACACAGGAGAGAAAACUUUUAAUUCCUCAGUUUUUGGUCAAAGAUUCUCCUAUUAAUAUUAGGCGCCACAGUGAUGAGGUGCAAAGCAUUGGCCUCACAGUUCUAGUGACCUGGGUUCGAUCCCAGCCCUCCCUGUGUGAAAUGUGCUUGUUCUCUCCGUACCUGUGUGGGUUUUCUCCGGGCACUCCGGUUUCCUGCCACAUCCCACAAAAAUGCACCGGAUGGAUGGAUUUAAAAAAAAAAAAAAAAAAAAAAAAGAAUUACAGUGAUACCUCGGUUUUCCAACGUCUUGAUUUUCAUACAAAUCGGUUUUCAAAAGAAAAUUUUGAGAUUUUUUUUUAUUUCGUUUUCGAACGAAAAUCGGUAUUCGAUCACCUUGACCUGACCCAUGACGAUUUGUUAUUGUGCUUUCCAACGCACCCCCCCAAAAAACGGAAAAGAGUAUUAGGGCGCAUUGUAACGCACAUUCUUCUGCUUGUGGACGUUUCCCUGUACUGUAGUGACAUUUAUUCUUCAAAUUGAGCAACAUUAACCCUCGAUCAUGGCUCCAAAGAAGGCAAGUGGAAAUGGCAGUUGCUGAAAAAAGGAAAGAGGUCCGUAAAACUGUCGCCUUCAAGAAGGAUUUGAUACCCGAGGAUGAAUCUGGUGUGCGUGUUUCUGAGUUAUCGAAGAAGUAUGGCAUGGCGAAAACGACGAUCAGCACCAUUCUGAAACUUAAGGAUGCCCUCAAAGCAAGUGAUGUUGCUAAAGGAGCAACCGUGUUGACCAAGCAGAGGCCACAGAUCUUGGAGAAAGUCGAAAAGUUGCUUCUUGCUUUCGUGAAAGAGGCGCAGUUAGCUGGGGAUAGUAAUGACGAGGAAGGGAGGAGAUGUCGUCUGAUGAGGCUGAAGGUAGGAAGGAUGUCUCAAGUGCUGAUAUUAAAGCUAUCUGCGCUAAAUGGAACGGCAUCCAUAAUUUUGUAAAACUUCAUCACCAGAACAAAGCUGAAUGUUGCAGAGCACUGUAAAAUGUUAAUGUUAUGAGCCACUUCAGAAAAGUCCUUACAAGACGGCACAAACAAAGAGAUUCAUUCUUUGUGAAAAAGGGGUGAGCCACCCCCACCGAAGACAUCUGAAAC
Molecule: messenger RNA, 4105 nt
Organism: Syngnathoides biaculeatus (alligator pipefish)
Lineage: Eukaryota; Metazoa; Chordata; Actinopteri; Syngnathiformes; Syngnathidae
Product: gastrula zinc finger protein XlCGF57.1-like
Exons: 3
Coding region: 807-2309 (500 amino acids)
Cellular component (GO): nucleus
Source: RefSeq, a predicted model, not a curated record